AUGGCGGCAAUCCGAAGCUACUUAGAAGAAGAUCAUCGAGAAUGGGACGCGUGUCUUCCGGAGAUUGAGGUGGCCCUCCGCAACGCGGUCCAUUCAGCAACUGGAGAAGCUCCGUUCUUCACCGUAUUCGGACGACACAUGUUCCUGAACGGAGCCAGCUACAAGUUGGCAAGGAAGUUGAAGUCUCUGUGUGAUAACGAAAUGUCUGGGAUGAGAACAGCUGAUAAACUCCAACUGAUCCAGGACAAGGUGCAGAAGAACCUCGAAUGUGCAUACGAUCGGAGUCGCCGGCGGUACGACAAAAGGGCUCGUACUUUCCUUGCGAAGCCAGGUCAGGAAGUGUAUCGCCGCAACUUUGCCCCCAGCGAUUUCAAAAAGGCCUUCAAUGCAAAAAUCGCUCGGAAGUUCCUGAAAGCUCGGGUGGUCAAGACAGUCGGCAAUAAUGCGUACGAGCUUGAAGAUCUUCAAGGACGAUCGAUCGGAGUGUACCAUGCCAAGGACAUUAGGUUGUGA
Drosophila gunungcola (fruit fly) is the source of this 513-nucleotide messenger RNA. RefSeq lists its product as uncharacterized. The record is from RefSeq and is a predicted model, not a curated record. Gene Ontology annotation, molecular function: nucleic acid binding. Lineage: Eukaryota; Metazoa; Arthropoda; Insecta; Diptera; Drosophilidae. The coding region runs from base 1 to 513 and encodes 170 amino acids. The transcript has a single exon.